Messenger RNA from Scomber japonicus (chub mackerel), 1247 nucleotides. It is a transcript of the gene abhd17c, whose product is annotated as abhydrolase domain containing 17C, depalmitoylase. Bases 363 to 1247 code for a protein of 294 amino acids. Gene Ontology annotation, molecular function: palmitoyl-(protein) hydrolase activity. Gene Ontology annotation, cellular component: plasma membrane; endosome membrane. The transcript has 3 exons. Gene Ontology annotation, biological process: protein depalmitoylation. The record is from RefSeq and is a predicted model, not a curated record. NCBI's taxonomy places the organism in Eukaryota, Metazoa, Chordata, Actinopteri, Scombriformes, Scombridae.
GAGAAAUGGCCGUUCUCUUUCUUCCACUACAUUAGCAACAGAGCCUGAUGUUAGUAAGUAAGGCGUAAGAAGAGCGGAAUCAUUAACCCGAGACCAGUCACUACACUCCGUUUAGCUGUGAACUAGUGUGAGGUGAAAGGCUAGUUUUACUUAAUGUGUAAAGCUUCAUCAAGUGUGACUUUAGUUGUUAGCUACCUGCAGCCGGCUAGCGCGUUAGCUGCACAGCAGAGAGACAGACACACCUGUCGUCCUACUAGUGUAACCUGCCGCCUGCUGAUGGGAAACAAGUAGGACUUCACACCAGAGGAGAACUGUCUUUGUGGCUCUAUAGACGUUAAUUGCCCGGGUUAUCCCGUGCAUAAAUGCCCGAACAAGGCCCCAGGAUGAAUGGGUUUUCUCUCGGUGAACUGUGCUGGCUGUUCUGUUGUCCGCCCUGUCCCAGCCGCAUCGCGGCCAAGCUAGCUUUUCUCCCACCGGAGCCCACCUACUCCAUACAUACCGAUGCUAACGGAGCAACUAGCUUACAUUUAACUGAACGGGCGGACUGGCAGUAUUCCCAGAGAGAGCUCGAUGCAGUGGAGGUAUUCAGCACCAGAAGCAGCAGGGGUAACCGGGUUGGCUGCAUGUUUGUGCGCUGCGCCCCGAACAGCCGGUACACGCUGCUGUUUUCCCACGGUAAUGCCGUAGACCUGGGACAGAUGUGUAGUUUUUACAUCGGCCUCGGCUCCAGGAUCAACUGCAACGUGUUCUCCUAUGAUUACUCCGGAUACGGAGUCAGCACCGGCAAGCCGUCUGAGAAGAACCUGUAUGCGGACAUCGAGGCGGCCUGGCAGGUCCUGAGGAACAAAUAUGGUGUCGCUCCAGAGAACAUCAUCCUGUACGGUCAGAGCAUCGGCACCGUGCCCACCAUCGACCUGGCAGCUCGCUAUGAAUGUGCCGCCGUCAUCCUGCACUCCCCACUCAUGUCAGGGUUACGAGUGGCCUUCCCCGAUACACGCAAGACCUACUGCUUCGAUGCUUUCCCUAGUAUUGACAAGGUGUCUAAGGUGGCGUCCCCGGUGCUGGUGAUCCACGGCACAGAGGAUGAGGUGAUCGACUUCUCCCACGGCCUGGCCAUGUAUGAGCGCUGCCCUCGCGCCGUAGAGCCUCUGUGGGUGGAGGGAGCGGGACACAACGACAUCGAACUCUACGCCCAGUACCUGGAGAGACUGAAGCAGUUCAUCUCCUUUGAGCUUCCCACCUCCUGA